Plectropomus leopardus (leopard coralgrouper) is the source of this 4219-nucleotide messenger RNA. It is a transcript of the gene fzd10, whose product is annotated as frizzled class receptor 10. NCBI's taxonomy places the organism in Eukaryota, Metazoa, Chordata, Actinopteri, Perciformes, Serranidae. Gene Ontology annotation, biological process: non-canonical Wnt signaling pathway; canonical Wnt signaling pathway. Gene Ontology annotation, cellular component: membrane. Gene Ontology annotation, molecular function: transmembrane signaling receptor activity; Wnt-protein binding. The record is from RefSeq and is a predicted model, not a curated record.
CCAAACGCAUCCACUGCUUGCCUACGGGAGGAGCAUAAUCCGGUUUCUGGGACGCAUUUAUUAUUGUUAACCAGGAUAUUAAUUUGAAUUAUUUUGCAAACUGAUUCAUUGUUUCUGCGAGUAGCCGUCCGCGCCGCAUAAAGGUCCGGAGGAAAUAUAUUUUUGUUGUUUUUCCCAAGUUGUCGCACGAGGACUGACAUCGCGCAGCUGCAAAGACAGAUACUCCGGAAAAGUGACAUGAAACGUGCGGAUAAACGAGUGGGUCUUCUGGAAACAAGUAUCGGAACACAUAAUCGCUCUGUUUUACUCACAGCAGACUGAUAUGCACCGUGCAAGAGACUGAACAAGUAGCUCCAACACUUCACAGAGCGCGUGAAAGCAUGGACCUGAACGCACGCGACUACCAGCGAGGAAACACUGUCGGAGCGCUGCAGGAUUUAUGUUUUUAUUCUUAAAGCAAACACUAACAUGAUGAAGCGACCUUGCAGGAGAUAGCUCUGUACGUUUUCAUCAAGAUUUCAUCACUGACUUUUUAAUGAAAGAAACUUGUGUGUUGUGGUGAACAUUUGGCCUAAUUUUUCUAAAAAAUCAAUAGAGGGAGAAUGCCUUCAACUGUUAGACUGAGCCUCAUCUGUGUGCUGCUGGUCCUGUGGAGCGGUGGGGGCUCAGCCAUUAGCUCAAUAGACCCUGACUGGUCAGGAGAAGGGAGAUGUCAACACAUCAACAUCCCCCAGUGUAAAGACAUUGGCUACAACAUGACACGGAUGCCAAAUCUAAUGGGCCACGAUGACCAAAAAGAAGCAGCGAUAAAGCUGCAGGAGUUUGCCACGUUGAUACAGUUUGGAUGCCACAGUCAUCUCAAAUUUUUCCUGUGUUCACUGUAUGCUCCCAUGUGCACGGAGCAGGUGUCCAACCCCAUCCCAGCGUGUAGAGUCAUGUGUGAGCAGGUCAAGCUGAAAUGUUCUCCCAUCUUGGAACAAUUCAACUUCCCUUGGCCCGACUCUCUGGACUGCUCCCGGCUGCCAACCAAAAACGACCCAAACAACCUCUGCAUGGAGGCACCCAAUAAUGGCUCUGAUGAGCCUCCCAAAGUCUCCCACACCCAGCCUCCAGAUUUCAGGCCACAGCGGCCUCUGAGCGGGCAGGACCUGCACCUUAAGGACAGCGGCAACAAGCAGACAUGCAACAAUCCGGGCAAGUUCCACUUUGUGGAGAAAAGUGAGUCCUGUGCCCCCAAAUGCUACCCCAAAGUGGAUGUGUACUGGAGUCGGGGAGACAAGCAGUUCUCUCUGGUGUGGAUCGCAAUCUGGUCCAUCCUCUGCUUUGUCUCAAGCGCCUUCACCGUGCUCACUUUCCUCAUUGACCCACAGCGCUUCAAAUACCCUGAGAGGCCGAUCAUCUUCCUCUCCAUGUCCUACUGUGUUUACUCUGUGGGCUACCUCAUCAGACUUUUUGUGGGGGCUGACAGAAUAGCCUGUGACAGAGACAAUGGGGUCCAGUAUAUUAUCCAGGAGGGUCUGGAGAGCACCGGCUGCACCAUUGUGUUCCUCAUCCUGUAUUAUUUUGGCAUGGCCAGCUCCCUCUGGUGGGUUAUCCUGACCCUCACAUGGUUCCUGGCUGCAGGGAAGAAGUGGGGUCACGAGGCCAUCGAGGCCAACAGCAGCUACUUCCACCUGGCGGCGUGGGCCAUCCCGGCUGUGAAGACCAUCAUGAUUCUGGUGAUGAGAAAGGUGGCUGGGGAUGAGUUGACAGGUGUGUGUUACGUGGGCAGCAUGGACGUCAAAGCUCUCACAGGCUUUGUGCUCAUUCCUCUCUCCUGCUACCUUAUUAUUGGCACUUCAUUCCUGCUGUCUGGCUUUGUGGCCCUCUUCCACAUCCGUAAGAUCAUGAAAACAGAAGGCGAGAACACAGACAAGCUUGAGAAGCUGAUGGUUCGCAUCGGGGUCUUCUCUGUGCUCUACACUGUCCCGGCCACCUGUGUCAUUGCCUGCUACUUUUAUGAAAGGCUCAACAUGGACUACUGGCGCAUCCUGGCAGGGGAGCAGAAGUGCGUGGACAGCAGUGGGCCGGAGUCAGAUGAGUGCAUCAUGAAGACUUCCAUCCCAGCCAUUGAGAUCUUCAUGGUGAAGAUCUUUAUGCUGCUGGUGGUGGGCAUCACCAGCGGCAUGUGGAUCUGGACGUCAAAGACGCUGCAGUCGUGGCAGAACGUGUUUAGCAGGAAGCUAAAGAAGCGGACGAGGAGGAAGGCGGCCAGUGUGUUCACCAGCAGCAGGCCUUACAUCAAACCUCACCCAUCUCUCAAAGGGCACAGUACUAAGUAUGAGCCUACACGGCCCCCUCCAACAUGUGUAUGAGCUGGCUCUCUUUGUAUAAACCCAAAAAUACUUGUAAAGCCCUUAACCUAAAUGAGACUUUGUAAUCAGAGUGCCAUCAAAAGAAUCAAGGUUCAUGUUUUAUUUAUGCAAACUGCGUUGAAGAUAAUGCAACGUGGGGUUAUUUUUUGUGUGUGUGUCUUGAGCCAUCUCAUGCAACUAGAGCUGCCUUUGUUUGAGGAAAAAAACUCCUGGAUUCACUUAUCCUACUGAGGAACUUGGUAGAGACAGAAAAAAAUCGUAUUGUUCCCAAGACAAAAAGAGUGGAAUAAACCAUUUGGAUGUGCCAUGGGGUCACUUGAAUAAUGUGCAAUAGAUGUUUUCCUUACAGGCAAAAAAAGACACUUGUACUGUUAGUGACAGAUUACAGACAAUGAAAGGACCCCACAGACAAUGGAGGCAAAUGGUCAGAGAGACGAGUGUUGUGUUUGGAGGCUUUUUCAUGGAAAUCGAGGCAGUGUCACAUGUAUGUUUGAACUGGAGUGAGAGCAGCUGUUGAAAAGACCUUACAAACUGCCCAUUAUGAGGCAAAUCCAUGCCAUAAAUUAAUCAAGCACUCGUCAUUGAAAAAAGUUAUUUGUACACACAGUUUGAGUUUUCCUUUUUUUUUUUUUUGUUCUUUGCUGUUUUAUAGCACAAGGGAACGUUUGUAUAUAUUUCUAAAAAACUUCAGAUUUUAUAGAAAAAUUAAUAAAACGUUCUAGUUUUAAAUGUUUGUAAAGUCGGAAUUAUGUGCUUAAACUGUGUUGUUAUUCACCUCUGCUGGAGUGAGUCUCCAUUCUCAUACAGCUGCAUAGAGCGUGUGUUUUGUUUGUUUGUUUGUUGUUGGGUUUUUUUUAAUUGAAGCACUUGAGCUUCUCUAUAUUGUUUAGAUCAGUUUUGUUAUUAUAUCAAAAAUAUCGAAAUAAUUUUCCUUAACUUGUGGAUGUAGUGGGACAUCAAAGCUGGGUUUUAACAGUGGGUGUGGCAUUCAGAAAAGCUUUAAAAAUAAUUGACGGAGACAGUGUUGUUUACAUGUCCAAAGGCAACUGAAAGAGAUGUUUUAAAAAUAACAAUUACUGAUUGGUUUUAUGACCAGUUUAAAUCAACUCAUCAAUGCUCUAAAUGCUCUGUAUAUCUCUAGAUGUGGGGAAAAAAUGCACUUUUACAUAUAAAAAACGAAGCACGCUUGACAUGUUGGUGCUUAAGUCAACACACAGGAAGCUAAAUAGCAGCAUCUCUAUUCUUGUUCUUAAAUGUUCACAAAAAAACAAUAGGACAUUAAUGUAUGUCCCCAGUGGCUGCUUCAAAGACAAGUUAAAGCCAGAAAAAGAAGUUAAGGGGUUGUCCAUGACCUUCCAUUUAAUGUUUUCAAUAAGGGUUCUUACCAGUGAUGGAGGAUGUAAUAAAAGAAGUAUUAUAUUACACUGUAAAAUUACUCCGUUACUGGUAAAAGUCCUGCACUGAAAAUGUUACUUAUACGAAAGCAUGCAAGUAAAAACAGUAAAAUUAAUAUUAGUAUAAAGUAGUAAAAUUAAUGUAACUCAAUGGAGAUUUCAAAAUAAAUUUAAUAAAUCAAAACAAUUGGAAUAAUUUUAAAGGAAAGCAGCAAGUCCUUAUAUUUGAGAAUCUGGAACCAUGAAAUGUGUUUGCAUGAAAAAAUGGCUUAAAAGGUUAUUAAAAUAGUCACCAACGAUAGCUCUAAUCAACUGACUAAUCGUUUCAGCCGGAUUUGUAUAUUGCCAUUUCUAUUUGUACGUGUGCAGAAAUCUUCAUUUUAAAGUAACUAGUAGCUAAAGUUAUCAAAUAAUUGGAGUGGAGUUUCAGUAUAAUAUUCCCCUUUUAAAUGUGGUGGAAUAGAAGUAAUA